CCGGUUUUAAAAUAAGGUAGUCAAUUCGCAUAUAAACAUUACCUGAAUCUUUCACACUUUUUCAGCCUCGGAUUCAAUAUGUCUAAAACUCUAUAAAAGAAGAAGGAUUCAUUACUAAAAAAAAGAAAUCAUGGUUACAACAGAAGAUAUUAUUGAAGAGAAGGAGGAGAAAAAGGCUCCAGUCUUCAAAAAUCCAGAAUUCCAGCAUACUGCAUUUCGUAGCAGCAAAAAAAGAGGAUGGAAGAACUUGAAACAGAUUAUAGCUCUGGAAAGGGGCUACACCUGGCCUCAUGAUGCUGUUCACUAUAGCAGCAUUGAUGCCCCUCCUGCCUUUACACCAGGCAAAAAAUAUUCAGAUGUGUCUGGAUUACCUGCCAACUACACUGACCCACUUACAAAGCUGAGAUUUGCAGAUUCUUCAGAAUUUUAUAGGGUCCGUGAUCUUCCAAUGGAUAUUGUUAAUGGUCUGUUAGAGUUAAGAAAAGCUAAUAGUAUAGUUGGAUGAUUGAUGUUUAUUGUAUACAUGUGUUUGGUCAAAAUUACUUAUAGUUUAUUUAAAGUGUUUUUUUUUACUUUGUCAUUUUUAUACAGCUUGAAAAUAAAUAUUAUGUAUUCUUUUACAUAUAUCAAAUAAAUUAGAAUGAAAACUAAA
Penaeus chinensis is the source of this 652-nucleotide messenger RNA. RefSeq names its product INO80 complex subunit C-like. Bases 131 to 505 code for a protein of 124 amino acids. Gene Ontology annotation, biological process: chromatin remodeling. Gene Ontology annotation, cellular component: Ino80 complex. Lineage: Eukaryota; Metazoa; Arthropoda; Malacostraca; Decapoda; Penaeidae. The transcript is spliced from 4 exons. The record is from RefSeq and is a predicted model, not a curated record.